GACAGGAGGCUUUGUCAGCCAACUUUUACAUUUUCAUUAUUGUUUCAAUACAUUAUUUUCAUUCUCUGACCUUUCUUUUGCCUUAAUAACUCAAGAAGCAGGUAAGGCUUUCAAUGAAAGGGUGUUAAAAGAGCAGGUGACAUUAUUUAGCAGACACUCUUAUCCAGAGCAAUUAUGGUUAAGUGCCUUGCUCAAGGGCACAUCAACUGAUUUUUCACCUGGUCGGCUGGGGGAUUCAAACCAGCGACCUUUUCGGUUACUGGCACCAAAGCUCUUAAUCGGUUGACUACCUGCCUAUAUGACUGCAAUCAAAUCCAAUGUUGUUGUGACUUGGGUGUCACAAAGACAACCUUCUUGGUCCCCACCGCAUCCAAUGGAGGGUGAGGGAGGAGAGGAGGGGAACCCGGCCACAGGAGGAGGAGAUGAACAGCCAGGUGGUGCUGACGAGGCAGCAGAGGACUCUGGCGUUACUGUGGUACCUGUGCAGGAGGGUGGAUCAGCAGAGCAGGCUGAGGCGGGGACUGAUCACCCAGUGUCACAGUCAGGAGACAGUGGUACAGGUGCAGCCUUCAACCCCACCAGCAACUCAGAUAACGAAACGAUGCCCUUUCCACCUCACCCCUCAUUGCACCUCUCAGUCCCCCUCUCUGACAGUGAUGGGGACGAGUUACGCAGGGCGGCGGAAGAGGAUGAUGGUGCAGAUGAGCUAAUCGUGCUGGACCCCUGAACACCCGCUGAUGAGAAGGUUCCAGACUGCACUGAAGAACCACCUCCAUAAGCAACUGGGGAGACUCAACGUGGAGUUGCGGGAGAAGAUGGCUAUUUAGACCGCAGGCGGCCACCCAGCGCCAACAGGCCCAGGAUCAGCUACAGGGGGUCUGAAGCCAGUACCGCACCAGCCAGGCCGGCAAGCAGAGGUCACACGUGUCCCAGCUGCAGAGUGAGGUAGAGAACCUGGCACUGCAUCUGUUCUACAUGCAGGUGGUUAACGCCGACCUGCACUCUGACAUCACAGCCAUGAAGAACACCUCGCGCAAGCCCCACUCCGAGAAGCCCCAGGCAGAAACACACCUGAUUCAAGAUCAGCCAAAUGGCAUGUUAGUUCUAAUGUUAACCUUUCUGAGCCAAACAUCAAAACUGGUCCUGGACCAGUUGCUAAGGGUCUAGAAAUAGAAUUUAAAAUCAUUCUUAUUACUAUGGCUGAAUCUUCUCUCUCUCACUCUACCCCCCUCUCAAUUCAAUUUCAAUUCAAUUUAAGGGCUUUUUUUGGCAUGGGAAACAUGUUAACAUUGCCAAAGCAAGUGAAAAAUCAAUGAACAAAAGUUGAAUAAACAACAACAAUUUUCAGUAAACAUUACACUCACAGAAGUUCCAAAAGAAUAAAGACAUGUCAAAUGUCAUUAUGUCUAUAUACUGUACAGUGUUGUAAUGUUGUAAAGUACGAAAGGGAAAAUAAAUAAACAUAAAUAUGGGUUGUAUUUACAAUGGUGCUUGUUCUAUACUGGUUGCCCUUUUCUUAUGGCAACAAGUCACAAAUCUUGCUGUUGUGAUGGCACACUGUGAUAUUUCACCCAGUAGAUAUGGGAUUUUUGUGUAUCUGUGUAAUCUGAGGGAAAUAUGUGUCUCUAAUAUGGGUCAUAUAUUUGUCAGGAGGUCAGGAAGUGCAACUCAGUUUCCCACCUCAUUUUGUGGGCGGUGUGCACCAUAGCCUGUCUUCUUUUGAGAGCCAGGUCUGCCUACGACAGCCUUUCUCAAUAGCAAGGCUAUGUUCACUGAGUCUGUACAUAGUCAAAGCUUUCCUUAAGUUUGGGUCAGUCACAGUGGUCAGGUAUUCUGCCACUGUGUACUCUCUGUUUAGGGCCAUGGAGCAUUCUAGUUUGCUCAGUUUUUUUGUUAAUUAUUUGACACAUUGGAAAUAAUUAUCUUUUUGUUUUCUCAUGAUUUGAUUGGGUCUAAUUGUGUUGCUGUCCUGGAGCUCUGUGGGGUCUGUUUGUGAACAGAGCCCCGGGACCAGCUUGCUUAGGGGACUCUUCUCCAGGUACAUCUGAAGGUGAUGGCUUUGUAAUGGAAGGUUUGAGAAUCGCUUCCUUUUAGGUGGUUGUAGAAUUGAACUGCUCUUUUCUGGAUUUGAUCAUUAGAGGGUAUCAGCCUAAUUCUCCUCUGCAUAUGCAUUAUUUGGUGUUUGACGUUGAACACAUAGGAUAUUUUUCCAGAAUUCAGCACGCAGAGUCUCAAUUUGGUGUUUGUCCCAUUUUGUGAGUUCUUGGUUGGUGAGUGGAGGGCUAUGGCUUCUAUAACUGAUUCUCCCUCUCUCUACCCCCCUCUCUCUACCCGGAUCACCAAGCACGUCACCGUCAUCGAGCGCAAGCAGGCCACCAUCAACGUUUACAACAAGAAGAUUGAGCAGCUCGUCGCCAGCACUGGGCACGAGGACCUGGGCCCGUUGGAGAUCCAGGCCAGUACUCUGACCAAGCAGCUGGAGGGGGGAGGAGAGAUCAAGGAGCAGCAGCAGCUCUGGCUGCUAGUGAGACUGAGCCAGGAGAAACAGGCCCGGAUCGCUGCCCUGCUCACACUGCGGGCCCAAUUCACCAUCCUACAGCAGAGGAAAGUCUGCACCGAGAGUGAGAUGCAACAGGAGCAGCGUGAGCAGGCCGAGCUGGAGAGACACAUGAAGGAGCUAAUGGCGGACAUGUUGAAGCUCAACUUCCUGCUGAUUGAGAACAGGCAUCUCCACCAGGCCCUGAAGCAGGGCAAUGUCCUGAUGGAGACUGACUUCCUGCACAGACUCAAGGUCAAACUGGUGACGGGGGGGGGGGGUUCUGGUGUUCAUCAGUCCCCCAGUCAAAUACAUACAGUACACAUACUGUAUGCUUAAUAUGUGUGUCUAUGUUGCGUGUGUGUGUCCCCACCCUAACAGCAAAGUGGAGGAGUGUGAUGGCCUCAGAGAGCUGCAGCACGGCCAGGCCAGUCUGAGCAGCAGUCUGCGGGACAAACAGCUGCAGCUGGGAGAGCUCCACAGAGUCAGAACUGUCCUCACCUCAGACUUCCACUGUCUGCAGGACACCAAGGAGAGGAAACUGGCCCAUCUGGUCUCCCUCCAGGGCCGGGCCAAGCAGCUCCAAGCGGUGCAUGAGGGUCGCUACAGCGCCCUGUCCACCGGCAAAGCCUUGGAGCCUGCGUUGCAGGAGGAGCGUCUGCACGCUGUGGCCACCAUCCUGCACCGUGUCCAGCAGGAGUUCCCCCAGCACCAAGGGGCGCUACGACGCCUCUCCCUAGCCCUGGCCACGUGCUUGCUGACACCGCUUGGUCAGGAGACCCACUGACUAUUACAUGACUGAAAGCUCCCAUCAUAGGAUCACCCACGGAGUAGAUUGGAGAUAGAGAUCCAUUAUAGUUGUAGGAUUUUACUAUUCUAUGGUGUUCUAUGUUACUCUGAAAUGUUAGGAUUUGGGAGCUGGACUUGGGGUGGAAGCUCUCCUCCUGGCCUUGAUUGGGCAAUUUAGGUUUUCAGAAUAUUUCUGUUUAUUUUGUUUCAGUCCAUUUUCAGUUGAUAAAAUGAAGAGUUGAUUUAAUAUAUACACGGAUACAUCCUGCCAGCGUGUGAAAAUAAUAUUGUCCAUGGAUAAACUGAAGAUACACAUACAGCAUAUAAACAUUAAAGGUAACAUUUGA
Molecule: messenger RNA, 3672 nt
Organism: Oncorhynchus kisutch (coho salmon)
Lineage: Eukaryota; Metazoa; Chordata; Actinopteri; Salmoniformes; Salmonidae
Product: coiled-coil domain-containing protein 40-like
Exons: 9
Coding region: 2285-2875 (196 amino acids)
Biological process (GO): heart looping; epithelial cilium movement involved in determination of left/right asymmetry; axoneme assembly
Cellular component (GO): cilium; cytoplasm
Source: RefSeq, a predicted model, not a curated record